Messenger RNA from Manis javanica (Malayan pangolin), 1673 nucleotides. RefSeq names its product TLE family member 7 (gene TLE7). The record is from RefSeq and is a predicted model, not a curated record. Gene Ontology annotation, molecular function: protein binding; transcription corepressor activity. NCBI's taxonomy places the organism in Eukaryota, Metazoa, Chordata, Mammalia, Pholidota, Manidae. Gene Ontology annotation, biological process: negative regulation of canonical Wnt signaling pathway; regulation of DNA-templated transcription. Gene Ontology annotation, cellular component: transcription regulator complex; nucleus.
UUCGGGAGCCCAGGAUCUGUUUGCUGGGCUCAUUUCUCAAGCUGUAGACCCAGGUGGCUCAGGCCCGCAGCCCAUCCGAGAGCAUGAGUAGAAGGAAAGAAGGGGACUCGUUCAGCAUACUCAGAAUCUACGAUGAGCAGGAGGAGAUGAGGAGUGUGCUGGAAAAUGCUGGCAUUUCCUUCCAACCUGAGCCUCAAGUGCAGCCCCAGCCAGAGGGAGCAAGCAGGGUGCACCAGCAGCCUGCAGGUUCCCCGAGGCAGCAAGGCCCGGUUUAUCAGGAGAUGAGCACCAUGACUCCCCAGCAGUGGGCGCUGCAGGCCCUAGACAAGUCCACGCUCCAGGCCAGUUGGCUGUCUGAGGUGGAACCGGGAGAAGAGGCUGAGUUGGGCCCCAGCCUCCUGCCAGGACCCAAGUUUGGCCAGCCUUGCCCUUCGCCUCCUCGUCAUGAAGAUAUCUGGGCAUUCCUCAGAGCAGUUCCUUCUGUGCCAGGUGUGGUCAGUCAGAGUACCCCACGUGAGUCCUGGAAAGUUGGCAGCCUCCACCAUGGAAAGAAAGUCUAUGCUGUAGCCAUCAGCAACUCGACUCACCAUGUGUACACCUGUGGCCACGGCUUUAUCAAAGUGUGGGAUAAGAGUGCUUGGCAUGCCUGGGACAGGCCCCCUCAGGCCCAGCUGAACUUGCAGGAUCAUCAGAACUGCAUCCUCACCUGCAAGCUGUUCCCAGAUGAGCAGCAGCUGAUCACUGGGGGUCUGUCCCGGACCCUAACUCUUUGGGAUCUGGCACCCACCCCCCGCAUCAGGGCCCAGCUGGCCUCCACGGGCCUCAUGUGCUAUUCUCUGGCUAUCUCCUCCAAUGCCCAGAUCUGUUUGGCAUGUUUCAAAGGAUUUGUUGAGAUUUGGGAUUUGCAGAACCAGAUCUUGAUCAGGAGGCACCAAGUCCCCACGUAUGGGUCUCGAUGUGUGGACAUCGCAGGCAAUAAGUUCUGGACAGGAGGUGAAGACGCCAGCUUGUAUUCCUGGGACCUGAGGACCUACCAGAAGUUGCAGGAACAGUAUUUACAGCAUGAGAUCCUCAGCAUUGCCCACGACCCCAGUGAGGAGUACCUUUUAGUGGGCUUGAGCACAAGUGACAUCGUGAUGCUGCACACGCACCGGAGGGAGAAGUUCAAGGCUGUCAUACACAAAUACAUCCACCACCACAACCUCAAGUUUGCCUCCUCUGGGAGCUAUUUUGUGACCACAAUGGACGAGUCGAUCCACUGCUUAGCAGCACCUUCUCUACAAAGAUUGUUUCAGAUAGAGGAAUCUACAGAAAUCCUGUGUUGUGAUGUGUCUUCUGACAACCAGUAUCUGGUCACGGGCUCCAAGAACAGUGCCUCAGUUUACCAGCUCUUGUACUGAGACAUGUGCACCACGGGCCUGCUGGUGAAAACCCAGAGGAGGCGAGUGUGCUGGGGAGAUGACCGUGGUGCUGGACAGCGCCGACACCUCCCACACCCCUGCCUUACUGGUUGACUGGUUGUCUGUCCAUCCUUCUCCCUGCCAACAUGAACACCUAGCCUGCACUUCCCAAGUUUUUAUUAUAUGGUUUAGGGAAUUUUCCUUUGUUCUACCAGAUUUUUUCCACCACUGAUUUCUGGGUUUUGGUGGAGAAACUUGCCUUUAUAAUUAAUA